UCAUCUCCUGCACCGAGAGCGAGAGGCUGCAAGACAUGCAGGUGCGCAUUGCCGGGGUUCUGGACCUGAGUAGGGACGACGAGAGUCCACUGUUGCAGUUUUUCAAGCAGGCAGACUCGGAGAAGGAACCCCUGGACCAGAGUACCCGUGCCGCAGAGAUUGUUGGUUGUACAAUACAUGUCGUGUUGCAGGAACAUCCUGACUGGUAUGUGCAGAAGUGUUUUUCGAGACGCCGCACGGCCGAGUUAAAUUGGGAUGUGGACGAGGAAAGGACAGAAAGAUUGUCGUUGCUUCCAGAUGGCCAGUUCACCUACGAGAUGCGCAGACUUGCAUGGGAUGAGGACGUGGGGCGACUGGCUGUCAAGGAGGAUACACUUCACGGCACAGGGAGAUGGAGAUGUGUGCUGCAGGUUGGUAUGCCGGGCGCAUUGCCCGAAGAGGUCUUGCUUUUGGAGGGCAGUGCAAGCUGGCUGUCGUCCGGAGAUGCGAUUCGGGGUGGCCAUUUGCAGGUGAGGCGUGCCACGCUGGUGCUGGUCAGUGCGCCAUUCAGCAUUGGUGUGCACUGGACCCAGGAGUCAAUGCGGAACCCCAUGUCGGCAUCGACGCCUUCCUUUGGCUCUUCGGCCAUGAGCUACCCUUUUUCUGGUGCCUUGGUGUGCUUCGAUGUGUGCCUGAUGAGCGGGCGAGCUGCAGUCAUCUCCUGCACCGAGAGCGAGAGGCUGCAAGACAUGCAGGUGCGCAUUGCCGGGGUUCUGGACUUGGGUAGGGACGACGAGAGUCCACUGUUGCAGUUUUUCAAGCAGGCAGACUCGGAGAAGGAACCCCUGGACCAGAGUACCCGUGCCGCAGAGAUUGUUGGUUGUACAAUACAUGUCGUGUUGCAGGAACAUCCUGACUGGUAUGUGCAGAAGUGUUUUUCGAGACGCCGCACGGCCGAGUUAAAUUGGGAUGUGGACGAGGAAAGGACAGAAAGAUUGUCGUUGCUUCCAGAUGGCCAGUUCACCUACGAGAUUCGCAGACUUGCAUGGGAUGAGGACGUGGGGCGACUGGCUGUCAAGGAGGAUACACUUCACGGCACAGGGAGAUGGAGAUGUGUGCUGCAGGUUAGUAUGCCGGGCGCAUUGCCCGAAGAGGUCUUGCUUUUGGAGGGCAGUGCAAGCUGGCUGUCGUCCGGACGGGGUGGGUCUUACGCCAUGUCGGCAUCGACGCCUCCCUUUGGCUCUUCGGCCAUGAGCUGCACCGUUUCUGGUGCCUUGGUGUGCUUCGAUGUGUGCUUGGUGAGUGGGCGAGCUGCAGUCAUCUCCUGCACGGAGAGCGAGAGGCUGCAAGACAUGCAGGUGCGCAUUGCCGGGGUUCUGGAUUUGGGUAGGGACGACGAGACUCCAUUGUUGCAGUUCUUCAAGCAGGCAGACUCAGAGAAGGAACCCCUGGAUCAAAGUACCCGUGCCGCAGAGAUUGUGGGUUGUACAAUACACGUCGUGUUGCAAGAGCAUCCUGACUGGUAUGUGCAGAAGUGUUUUUCGAGACGUCGCACGGCCCAGUUGAAUUGGGAUGUGGACGAGGAGAGGACAGAAAGAUUGUCGCUGCUUCCAGAUGGCCAGUUCACUUACGAGAUGCGUAGACUUGCAUGGGAUGAGGACGUGGGGCGACUGGCUGUCAGGGAGGAUACACUUCACGGCACAGGGAGAUGGAGAUGUGUGCUGCAGGUUGGUAUGCCGGGCGCAUUGCCCGAAGAGGUCUUGCUUUUGGAGGGCAGUGCAAGCUGGCUGUCGUCCGGACGGGGUGGGCGCCUAGCCCCCCAACGCAUCCGACGGGCCCUUCCGAAAGUGGCCCUGAAGGAGUAUGAGAUCUCGCUGCUGCUCACAUAA
Messenger RNA from Symbiodinium sp. CCMP2592, 1868 nucleotides. Lineage: Eukaryota; Dinophyceae; Suessiales; Symbiodiniaceae. The record is from the annotation of a GenBank genome assembly.